Xenia sp. Carnegie-2017 is the source of this 1731-nucleotide messenger RNA. RefSeq lists its product as uncharacterized. The transcript is spliced from 10 exons. The record is from RefSeq and is a predicted model, not a curated record. The coding region runs from base 440 to 1567 and encodes 375 amino acids. Lineage: Eukaryota; Metazoa; Cnidaria; Anthozoa; Malacalcyonacea; Xeniidae.
UUUAUUGAACUACCAUCUGCAAAUUCUCAAUGAUAAACACGUGUUUCUCAACAUCGGUUUGCUUUCUCAACGGAGAUUUUUUUCUCAACCACCUUUUUUCGAAAUGGCUUGCCAUAUGUUUCAGCAAAUUGUGUUCCUGGCUUUAUCAUGUGAUGAUAUCAUUCAUUCCAUUGACAACUAAGCAAUGCAACAUUGCUCAUUUUCUGUAAUCCAACCAAUAGGUUUACUGCCAACUACCCACGUGACUCAAUUUAUCAUGUUUCCAAUGUAAAUAAACAUGAGCUACCAAGUACGGUGAAGUGGCAGUCUAGUGGAUGCCAAGAAGUACAAUUAAUAAAUUCAUUGAAUUAGAUUGAGCUUCGAAGCAACUUUCAUAUAUUACUUCUUUAAAAGCUUGAAGACAAUUAGGUUUUUGAGCAACGGAAUAGAAGAUUUAUUUAUGUUUACACAUCCAGUUUGGAAAUAUUUCUUUGGUGUGUUUUUUGUGAAGUUUGUGUACGAGAAUGGCAAUUUAGUAAGAUCGGAUUCAUGUCGCAUAACUACGACACCUCAAAAUUACUUUGUUCAUGCUCCUUUGGGGUCAAACUUGACUCUUAGUUUUUCGUAUGAAUGUAAAGGAAAUAUAAGCUGGCCUGAAAAUUAUUCCGUACAAUGGUCCGCUAAUGGAGCUAUAAUUUGUUGGAUGUUUAUUGAUAAUGGUUUCUUGGACAUUUUUCCGAACCAAGUUGACGAUUCAUAUAUGAAUUCCACCUUCUCGAGCAUAACUUUAAAUAACAUCUCCAUUAAAUACAACCGAUGGCAAGUCUUGGCGCAACUAACUAUCAUAGACAAAUUCGAUACGAGAGUUGGUCUUCGUUCUUAUUCUUCACAAAUCACAAUUUUAGUUACAGCUACAUAUACUUCCAGCAGCCUGAUUACUUCAUGGAUAAAGGGUGGUAUGUCUGGUUCUUUGCAAGCUCAAAACUCUGGUGAACCAAAAUUUAAAUCAUCUAUGUUGCCAACACUUUUUUUAAUGGCCUCAACAAUAUAUCGAUCAGAAAGUGCGUCCUCUAAAAGGAGCUACAUGUUGUCACCAUCAUCAAUGAUGUCCUCAUUUACAAAAGCAUUUGAUUAUAACAAAAUCUCAACGACGACGUCACAUGUAGAGAGAAUUCAGUCGACAGUUAUGGUUGCACCAAAUCAAUCUGUUCAUUUUAACCAUGCAUUUGAUUAUAACAAAAUCUCAACGACGACGUCACAUGUAGAGAGAAUUCAGUCGACAGUUAUGGUUGCACCAAAUCAAUCUGUUCAUUUUAACCAUGCAUUUGAUUAUAACAAAAUCUCAACGACGACGUCACAUGUAGAGAGAAUUCAGUCGACAGUUAUGGUUGCACCAAAUCAAUCUGUUCAUUUUAACGAUGAUCAUUACCCAGUCUCAGAUGAAAAGCAACGAGUUGCAUGGACGUGGAUAUUUAUAUGUUUUAGUGCUGUGGUUAUCGUGAUUAUAAGCAUAACGUUGCUUACUAUAUACAGUUGGAAGAUUUUAUUACGAUACAGGCACUCGGUUGUGUGUUGGUUGUUAUAUUAAAUUAAACAGGUGUGUCUUAUAUGUUUAAUGUUUAUGCAUGGUCCCUUAUUAAAUUUAAGUUGUGUUUUAGUACUGAUAACAUUGCGCUCUCGAUGAAAAGAUUCUGUAACUAUAAAAAGAUUUUGUAAAUUUUGACAUUAGAACCAUGGGAUUUUCUUUUGAAA